Messenger RNA from Salvia hispanica, 1371 nucleotides. RefSeq names its product putative methylesterase 12, chloroplastic. Gene Ontology annotation, molecular function: methyl salicylate esterase activity; methyl indole-3-acetate esterase activity; methyl jasmonate esterase activity. Lineage: Eukaryota; Viridiplantae; Streptophyta; Magnoliopsida; Lamiales; Lamiaceae. Gene Ontology annotation, biological process: salicylic acid metabolic process; jasmonic acid metabolic process. The record is from RefSeq and is a predicted model, not a curated record.
AUUAAGCUGGUGUUCUGUUUGUCUCUUUCCCACAAAAUUUCACCCAUUUUAUCUCCGUUCUCACCGCAAUUAAACCCAAACCCACCACCGCCGCCGCCGCCUCCUACUAUUUCUCCCCGCCGACCCUCAAAUGCAAGCCUCUGGUGAAUAAAAAUCCAAUCUUUUUCCUUCUAUUUCCAAGAAAUGGGGAAUAAAUUCAUUUGCAUGAGCAAGAAAGAUUCCAAGAAUGGUGGGAUUGGAUCGAGAAGCAAAAGGGGCAGUCUUUCAAAGCGGAGGAGCUCAGUGGAGGAAGAAUUCUUGCAUAAGCAAGCCCUAGCCAUGGCGAUUCAGCAGCACCAGCUCUCUCAGCGAUUUGACAAUGGCUCCAUGUCCCGCCGCCUCGGAUCCACCUCCUCCCGCCGCCGCGCCGCCGCUUUGUCAGACCCUUUUUCCACCGCCGCUGCCAAGCCGUUGCCGGAGUUUCUGGAGAAUAUCAAGACGAAGAAAUUUGUUUUGGUACAUGGCGAAGGAUUCGGAGCGUGGUGUUGGUAUAAGAGUAUUGCUCUGCUCGAGGAAUCUGGACUGCUUCCGGUCGCUUUGGAUCUAGCUGGAUGUGGAAUUGACACAACGGAUGCCAAAAAUGUCACGACGCUAGCAGAGUACUCCAAGCCUUUGAUCGAUUUUCUGCAGAGUUUGCCCGAGGACGAAAAGGUGAUAUUGGUCGGCCACAGUAGUGGAGGCGCUUGCAUCUCCUACGCGUUAGAGCAUCUUCCCGACAAGAUCUCGAAAGCCGUCUACUUAUGUGGUACGAUGAUAGCGGACGGGCAGAGACCUUUUGAUGUGUUUGCUGAAGAGCUCGGUUCCGCUGAGCUCUUUUCGGCAGAGUCAAAGUCUCUAAUAUACGGAAACGGGAAAGACAACCCCCCAACCGGAUUCAUGUUCGAGAAGCCACAUCUACAAGGGCUAUAUUUCAACCAUUCUCCUACAAAGGAUGUUGCUUUGGCAAUGGUUUCUAUGAGGCCUAUCCCUCUUGGUCCGAUGAUGGAGAAGCUGUCUCUAUCGGCUGAGAAAUAUGGGACGGGCAGGCGAUUCUAUGUUCAAACGUUGGACGAUAAUGCCCUUUCGCCUGAUGUCCAAGAAAAGCUGGUAAGGGAAAACCCUCCGGAAGGAGUGUUGAAGAUCAAAGGCAGUGAUCACUGCCCUUUCUUCUCAAAGCCUCAGGCUUUGCAUAAGAUCUUGCUUGAAAUAGCUCAAAUUGCUUAGAAAUCUAUUUCUAAAUAUUAUUUGAAGCAUUAUUUGAUGUAGUUAUAGUGUAUGAUACUACAAGAAAAUAUGCUCAAUACAUGUAGAAAUUGUUUCAAUUGGUAAAAAUUUAGGACUUUCAAAGCUCAA